AUGCUAUCACUAAAUAGAUCUGAUACCGUCGUGCCUGCAACAACGACAGGGCCUCCAGAUGACGCUGAUGUCAGCACGUCCAAGACUGCUACGACACUGAACGAUGACAACUCUACUGCAGAGGGUACAGAUAUCCAGCUGCCAUAUGGGAACCAAUCUCGCGAAUCGGAUUCUUCGCCAGACCCUACAGCACAGUCCAUUACGGCGUAUCCUCUCCAGAAUGACACUAGAACAACUUCCCCUACCCAAACAGCAAGUCAAGAUCCUUCUACAUGCGCUUGUUACCCACUUCCCACUUUCUGA
Aureobasidium melanogenum CBS 110374 is the source of this 303-nucleotide messenger RNA. RefSeq lists its product as uncharacterized. The transcript has a single exon. Lineage: Eukaryota; Fungi; Ascomycota; Dothideomycetes; Dothideales; Saccotheciaceae. Bases 1 to 303 code for a protein of 100 amino acids. The record is from RefSeq and is a predicted model, not a curated record.